AUUCCGUCACACAACCCUAUCUGUUGUUACUUCUAGCUUCACUAAUGGCCAAUCCAAUUCUCUAUUGAUUUUGACUCCAAUUUCCAAAAAAAACAACUAAUAUAAGAAAAAAAAAAACACACAACUCAAAUCUCAAAUCUAAAACCGCAGAUUUCAGAAAUCGCCAUGGCUUCAGUGACACUGGGUUCAUGGAUUGUUGUUCACCACAAUCAUCAUCAUCAUCAUCAUCAUCUUCCUUGUUCAAUCUUAACCAAAUCCAGAUCCAGAUCUUCUUCUUCUUCUUCUCCCAUAACUCAUACUAAACCCAUCUCUCUUCGUUCAAAACGCACCGUUUCAUCUUCUUCAAUCGAGACUUCUUCUUCCGUUGUUACAAAAGAAGACAAUCUCCACAAAUCUGAACCAUCCUCUUUCGAUUUCAUGUCUUACAUCAUUACCAAAGCCGAAUCAGUCAACAAAGCUUUAGAUUCAGCUGUUCCUCUCCGUGAGCCACUCAAGAUCCACGAAGCCAUGCGUUACUCUCUCCUCGCCGGUGGAAAAAGAGUUAGACCAGUUCUAUGCAUCGCCGCUUGUGAACUCGUCGGCGGCGAAGAAUCAACCGCUAUGCCUGCGGCUUGCGCCGUCGAGAUGAUCCACACCAUGUCGUUGAUCCACGACGAUCUACCUUGUAUGGAUAACGACGAUCUCCGCCGUGGAAAACCGACGAACCACAAAGUGUUUGGUGAAGACGUAGCUGUUUUAGCCGGAGACGCGCUUCUCUCGUUCGCGUUCGAGCAUUUAGCGUCGGCGACUUCUUCCGAUGUUGUAUCUCCGGUGAGAGUGGUUCGAGCCAUUGGAGAAUUGGCUAAAGCAAUCGGAACAGAAGGAUUAGUGGCGGGUCAAGUCGUUGACAUUAGCAGUGAAGGGUUAGAUUUAAACGACGUCGGUUUAGAGCAUUUGGAGUUUAUCCAUUUGCAUAAAACGGCGGCGUUGCUUGAAGCUUCUGCGGUUUUGGGAGCGAUCGUUGGUGGAGGAAGUGAUGAUGAGAUCGAGAGGUUAAGAAAGUUUGCGAGAUGUAUUGGUUUGUUGUUUCAGGUGGUUGAUGAUAUCUUGGAUGUGACGAAAUCGUCGAAAGAGUUAGGGAAAACUGCUGGGAAAGAUUUGAUUGCUGAUAAAUUGACGUAUCCGAAGAUUAUGGGUUUGGAGAAAUCGAGAGAGUUUGCUGACAAGUUGAAUAGAGAGGCUCGUGAUCAGCUUUUAGGGUUUGAUUCUGCUAAGGCUGCUCCUUUGUUGGCUUUGGCUAAUUACAUUGCCUAUAGACAGAACUGAUUGUGUUCCGAUUCCUUUUGUCGGGAAUCAUUAGACUGAAAUUGUAGAAAUCUCGGACUGGUUCUAGAGUUUGUUGGUGUAAUCAUCUCUAUGUUUCCAUGUACUAAAAAAAAUUUGGAUAGUAAAACUGGAUAGUAAUGGAUGCAAUAUUAAGAGGUUCAUGUGUUUGUAAUAGAGUCCCUGUUUGGAUUUUAAAGUCUUUUUUGAAUAUGUAAGUCUCUCUUCUUUUGGAUCUGUUUUGUUAUGAUGAACGAUGUGGUUUUAGACU
Arabidopsis lyrata subsp. lyrata is the source of this 1573-nucleotide messenger RNA. Its product is annotated as heterodimeric geranylgeranyl pyrophosphate synthase large subunit 1, chloroplastic. Gene Ontology annotation, molecular function: geranylgeranyl diphosphate synthase activity. The transcript has a single exon. Lineage: Eukaryota; Viridiplantae; Streptophyta; Magnoliopsida; Brassicales; Brassicaceae. Gene Ontology annotation, biological process: isoprenoid biosynthetic process. Bases 166 to 1305 code for a protein of 379 amino acids. The record is from RefSeq and is a predicted model, not a curated record.